UUGAAAAUAGUAAAAAAUUAUGGUCCACUUUAGUAAGAUGGGAUUAUGCUUCUACAAAAUUAUGCUCCACUUGUUAUUACUCAAUUAUUGAAAUUAUUGAAAUUAUUGAAAUAGCAGAAGCAAUACGUAGAAGCUAACACCAGCCAUUUUCCUUUACUGUCUUUCUCUUUGCCAAAACACACUAUUCACUUCUUUUUCUCUGUAUCUUCAAAACCCUAAUAAUGGAUGUUGGAACAGUCAUGUCUGCUGUUCAAACUCUGUUAGCAGCACUUCAAUGCUCUCAGCUUAGAGAUUUUUGCUCCAGCUUUGACUGCAAACCCAAACUCGAACAACUCGAAAAAACCGUUAAAAGAAUCCAAGCUGUGCUCAUUGAUGCUGAGCUUAAGCAAGCUCUGUCCCACCAAGAGCAGCUGUACAUUGAAGAGCUUAAGGAAGCUGUUUUUGAAGCUGAUGAUCUGUUUGAUGAGUUUGUCACUCUUGCUGCUCAGAAGAAGCUCAAUACUCGUAUCAAGGACCGUUUCUUCGCCCUCUUCACCAAGUUAGCUGAUGAUUUCUCUGUUUCUAAAAAGAUCGACAAGAUCAGAAAGAAGUUAGAUGAUAUCGCUGAUAAUAGCAAGUUCAAGUUGAAGAUUGAUCUGAAGCCUGCUAAUAGUAGAAGCCGAGAGACCUGUUCUUAUAUGAAAGAAGUUAUCAUUGGAAGAGACCAAGAUCUGGAGACCAUCAAGGGUAUGUUGCCCAACUCUGAUGAUGUUCAACAGGAUGUUUUUUUCAUUAGUAUUGUGGGGAUUGGAGGGUUGGGCAAAACUGCUCUUGCUCGACUUUUGUUCAAUGAUCCAACAGUGGCAACAUCAUUUCCAUUGAGGUUGUGGGCUUGUGUUGCCGAUCAAGACCAAAAUCAAUUUGAGGUGAGAGACAUUCUUGGUACGAUUCUUGAAUCUGGUGGACUACAGAAGCAGAACCAAGGUGACACACUCGAAUUGAUGCAACGAAAAUUGCGAGACAUAUUUGGUGGACAGAGAUAUUUGCUUGUUUUGGAUGAUGUGUGGACAGAGGAUCGUGAACAAUGGCUUGGCUUGCUAGGAUCCUUUACCGGAGGUGGAAGAGGAAGCUGUAUUGUGGUAACCACUCGUUCAAUGAAGACGGCAAAAAUCAUAGGAAAUGGGCAAAUGCACCAGCUACAAGGCUUGUCAAUGGAAAACUCAUUGCGUUUGUUUAAAUGGGCAGCUUUUGGAUCGGAAGAGUCAAGUCCUCCUCAAAAGCUGGUUGAGAUUGGUGAAGAAAUUGUUAAGAGAUGCGCUCACGUUCCUCUUGCCAUAAGAGUGUUGGGAGGCCUUCUCUAUGGCCAAGAUGAAAGUCAGUGGCUAUCUUUGCGUGAGUUGGGAUUGGAAAAAAUUAUAGAAAGUGACAAUAGCAUCAAACCGAUAUUAAAGCUUAGUUACUACCAACUUGAAUCUCCAUUGAAAAGUUGUUUUGCUUAUUGUGCCUUGUUUCCUAAGGAUGAAAUCCUGUAUACAUGCAAUUUGAUUAGCUUAUGGAUGGCCCAAGGCUACAUCACAUCAGAAGGUGGAAAAAGCAUGGAAGAUGUUGCUGUGGAUUAUGUAAAACUUUUAAUACAGAGGUGCUUCUUUCAGGAUGUAAGGCUAUAUGGAGAUUCUGAAAAUAUUCGGGAAUUCAAGAUGCAUGAUUUGAUGCACGACGUUGCUCAAGAAGUUGUGGGAAAGGAGAUCCAGACGACAGUGCAUAGCAUGGAUGGAGAUCUUGAUAAAAAGAUUCGUCAUCUUAAAAGAAGCAACUCGACAAAUGUUUUCCGCACCCAAAAAAGUCAACUGCGUUCUUAUGUUGAUGUUAGAUACCGUAUUGAAUAUAAUAAUAAGAUGGACCAGGUUUGUGCGGCUUCAAUGUUUGGUAAUUGGAAAUGUUUGAGGGCUUUAGACUUGAGUCGUUCAAGUAUUAAAAGUCUGCCAGGUUCAAUCGGUAAAUUGCUUCAUUUAAGGUAUCUAGACCUUUCAGAAAACAAUUUUAAAGUGCUUCCUAGGGCGAUUACAAAUCUAUAUAAUCUUCAGACUUUACAGUUAUUUUUUUGCAAACAAUUGAAAGAGUUACCAAAAGAUAUUGACAAGUUAGUUCAGCUUAGGGUGUUGAACAUAUCUCGUUGUGAUGGUUUGACUUAUAUGCCAAGGGGCAUAACCAAGUUAACUGAUCUUCGUGAGCUUGGAAUGUUUGUGGUGGGAGGAGAGAGGUGUACAAGUUGGAAGGAGUUGUUGAAUGAAAUGAAAAUCCUGAAACCUCUAAGGAACCUUAGAGGCUCCCUCCAAAUCAGGAUCAAAUACUCCAACAAAGCUACACGUGUUUAUAAGAAAGAGAAAGAUUGCGAAAGAGACUGCUUGAGUGACAAGGAACAUCUUGAAUGUCUAGAUGUUAAAUUUAGUGGAGAGGAGGGUGAAGGAAGAGUAAACUACGAUGAAGCAGUGAUGGAUAUGCUACGGCCACAUUGUAAUCUCAAGGAGCUAUUUGUUGAGGCAUAUCAAGGUGCAAGUAUGGUGGGGUGGGCAAUGGAAGAAAACUUGACAACGUCUCUUCCUAAUCUUGUUUACUUGGGGCUUUGGAAUUGUCUGAAAUUGAGUGACUUAAGAUGCUUGGGAAAUAUAUGUCAUCUAAAAGUGCUUUUUCUUUGUAACCUAGAAAAUUUGGAGUAUAUAAUUGAGAAAUAUAUAUCAGGAGGUAGCAACGACACGAGAGCUGUGCAUGUGAAGUCAGGCCAACAAUUUUUUCCCUCUUUGAGGAGACUUAGAAUACAGGAUAAUCCUAAAUUGAAAGGAUGGGUAGGGGAUGCAAAUGAGCUCCAUGUUAAUAGUAACAGUAUGUCACCCCUUGUUUUUUCUCAAUUGGAAGAUCUUUAUAUUGUAAAUUGCCCAAAGCUUAUAGCAGUUUUCCAUUUUCCCUUAUUGAAAUUCCUCUAUUUGAGUAGAUUUAAUAGAAGACUACAAAUAAUAAUUAGAAGGUUGAAGAAUGAAGAAUUAGAGGAAGAUAAAGGUAAGGAAACAUGUAAUCCAAAGUUUUCAUCCUCCCCCUAUUUUCGUUGUGAUAGAAUAAGCAAUUUAAGGGAAAUUGAAAUAGACGACACAACUUGGCUAAAUCAUGGGCUACACAUGGAGGCUUCUGAUGUUUAAUAGCACUGGUAAUUAAGGGAGAUGAUAACAUAGAGAAUCUGAGAGAAGAUGAGAAUGUGUUUCGUGCGUGUUCGUCUUCCAUACAAUAUUUAGCUAUUCGAAGUUGCUCCAAUAUGAAGAGCGUGUUAGAAGGCUUACAACAUCUCUUUGUCUUAGAGACCUUAGUAAUCGAUGAUUGUCCUAAUCUGAAUUUAUCAAGAGAAAUGGAGGAAUGCAUUGGCAAGCCACUUAAAAAAUCUCUUCGCAACUUGACACUCGAGAGUCUCCCGCAAAUGGUGAAUCUUCCUGAUUGGAUACAAUACUUAACCAACCUUCAAUCUCUGAAAAUUAAGAAUUGCAAACAGCUUGAAUCUCUGCCGAGUUGGAUGUCCAAACUCACUUCUCUCAAGGAACUUCAAAUUCGUGGAUGUUCACCAACAUUGGAGAAAUGAUGCCACCAUUCAAAUGGGUUGGAUUGGCCAUACGUUCAACACAUCCCUUCCUUUAUUCGUCAUAUUGAAUACUUGGCGUAACCAAUUGAAGGGACACCAAAGGUAUAACUUAUGAGUUAUGUGGUAAAAUUUUCAUGGUCCAUUCUAAAAUUUUCUAUUUAUUUGUUUAUUGUUUAUGUCAUUUAAUAUGUAGCUUAUAAUUUAUUUUAAAUGAGAAACCUAAAUCAUAAAUAUUGAAUUUAUAAGCAAAGUUGAUAAAUUUUA
Messenger RNA from Amaranthus tricolor (Joseph's coat), 3865 nucleotides. RefSeq names its product putative disease resistance protein RGA4. Gene Ontology annotation, molecular function: protein binding; ADP binding. Lineage: Eukaryota; Viridiplantae; Streptophyta; Magnoliopsida; Caryophyllales; Amaranthaceae. Gene Ontology annotation, biological process: defense response to other organism. Bases 222 to 3170 code for a protein of 982 amino acids. The transcript has a single exon. The record is from RefSeq and is a predicted model, not a curated record.